GUAGUCCUCCAGGUUUUUGUAAUUCUCCUUUGCUGCAGGUUUUUAGGGGUCGUAGUGAUGAUUGUUGUGAGGUUUCUAUUUGUUUUGAUGGUGCUUGGGAUAAGGUUAUUCAUUGUGCGGGUGCUGGUUGGUGUGAGGUGGAGUCUUCUGAUAUUCAUCUGGUGCAUGGUGGGGCUCGUGCCUGUAUUGCUAAUUCGGCUCUUCAGGCUGAGCUUAUGGCCUGUUUGUUUGCUUUGAAGCAUGCUAUUCGUCACGGUGUUUAUCGGGUCUUGCUUCUUACGGAUUGCUCAGGAAUCUCCCGUUUAUUGUUGGGUCCUGGUAUUGCUGAUAUUUCUGUGGCUUGGGUUAUUAAAGAUAUUCGGGCAUUGUUGGAAUCUUUUGUAGUUUGUCAUAUGUGUAAGGUGCCUAGGGCUGUUGUUUCUCAGGCUCAUGAUCUUGCUGGAGCGGCUCGACGAAGGGAGUUACUGUCUUUUGUUUUUUAAUUUUGGUUGUUCUUUGUUUUGUGUUCUUCUUGUCAAAAAAAAAAAAAAAAAAAACCCCACUUUUCACUCAUUUUUGUUGUCUCUUUCCUCUCUACAUUCACAGUAUUUGUCCACUCUCUUUGCCGGCCCGAAGAGGAGCCAAAAAGCAAACGAAAUUCCGGAAUUUAAAUCAAAUUCCACCAAUUCAUCUUAUACCCGCCUCCAAUUCUGAUUGUUCUGCGGUGUGGGUUUUAAGUUGUCAAACAUGGUUAGCAAUCUAAGUUUGGGAGAUGGAAUGAUGAUAUUGGAUGAGGCAUUUUCGAGAACAAGGAAGAUUAUGGAAGGAUAUUCUAAUGUUAAGUUCAGUGCAGAGGAGUACCAGAAAUUUUAUGAAUGUGUUUACCUGCUGUGUGUCCAGAGGACUUCUUUUGACAAUUCCAGGAUGCUCUACGAACGAUAUCAGAAUGGUUUAGAAGAAUGCAUCUACUCAUUGGUCCUUCCAUCGUUGGAAGAUAAAAAUGAUGCUGCUCUCUUGACUGAGCUUGUGGUGAAAUGGUCUAAUUAUCAAUUGAUAGCUAGGUGGCUGUCUAGAUUCUUUUGUUACCUUGACCGUUUUUAUAUCCCCCGUGUUGGAGCUUUUGGCCUUUUGGAGCUAGCUAUUAGAUGCUUUCACAAUCUGGUGAAUUCAAGGUGUAAUAGUAAAUUAGUUCCUGCUGCAAUAGCAUUGAUUAAUCAGGAUCGCAAUGGAGAGAAGAUUGAUAGUAACAUACUUAAGAAUGUUGUGGAGUACUUUGACAUUGUAAGAACAGUAGGAGGAACCUGCUAUGAUGAAUUUGAAAAGGCCUUGCUUGCAGAUUCUGUUGCUCACUAUUCUCAAGUUGCUUCACAUGGGCUUUUGAAUGAUUCAUGGGGUGAUUAUACAUAUAAGGUGCAAUGGUGCCUAAAUCAGGAAUCUGAAAGAUCUAGUCAAUUUCUCAACCCAACUUUAAGAGAUAAGCUUCUGCAGGUGGUCAAGUCUUGCUUAGUCGAUCAGGUUGUUACAAAGUUUGCUGAGAAGCAAAGGGCUGAAAACCAGGGCAAGUCAGCAGAUUAUCAGGAUCUGCUGUCUAAAUGUGCUGAUCUCAAUCUUGGGGAUCCUGGUACGGAUCAAAGCUGGAAUAUGGUGCGACAGCCUUGAUGUUAGUCGGAACUCGGAAGUAACAUAUAGUGCAAGAGCUUGAGAUUCCUCCAUACAGUGAUAUCACCAUUUUUUCUGACCGAUAUUUUAGGGUAGUAAUACACAAUAGAAUUAUGUUUAAGAUGCUAGAUAGUUACUGCAGGACUCUUGUAGACAUCCUGUCGCCUGUGACUGUAUGCCUGUAUAUAUAAUGUGUUUCAACAUUAAUAUCUUGUCCAUGUCUAGUUUCUUCAAUCUCCAAAAAUGCUAGAUUUCUUAUUUAGUUUGUCCUAUAGUAUCCGCAAUCAUUUUCCUAAUUUAGUAUGUCAAAAUUGCAAUUCU
Molecule: messenger RNA, 1959 nt
Organism: Chenopodium quinoa (quinoa)
Lineage: Eukaryota; Viridiplantae; Streptophyta; Magnoliopsida; Caryophyllales; Amaranthaceae
Product: cullin-1-like
Exons: 9
Coding region: 727-1638 (303 amino acids)
Biological process (GO): protein ubiquitination; ubiquitin-dependent protein catabolic process
Cellular component (GO): cullin-RING ubiquitin ligase complex
Molecular function (GO): ubiquitin protein ligase binding
Source: RefSeq, a predicted model, not a curated record